GGCAGUGCUCAGCUUCUCUGUGAAAGUCUCACACCUUGCUGCUCCUGGAGGAACACUGCCAACAUGUUACCUCACACCUUGCUCCUGAUUAUCCUCACCCUGCGGGCAACUGGUGCCCAGGACACCGAGCCUCUGAUUGCAGAUGCCCCUGAGCCAAGCAACCCGGAGCCUGUGAUUACAGAUUCACCAGAGCCAAGCAACCCAGAACCUGUGAUUGCAGACGACCCUGAGCCGAGCAACCCAGACCCUGUGAUUGCAGACAACCCUGAGCCGAGCAACCCAGAACCUGUGAUUGCAGACGACCCUGAGCCGAGCAACCCAGACCCUGUGAUUGCAGAAGACCCUGAGCCAAGCAGCCCAGAGCCUGUGAUUGCAGACGUCCCUGAGCUGAGCCAGGAGGCCUCACAGGAAGAAGAAGAAAGCUCAGACUGGGGCCUGAACACCCUCCGCGGCAGCUUUGAGGCCGUCAAUAGCUACUUUGACUCCAUGAUGGAGCUGCUGGGAGGCCGCAAUGGCGUAUGUCAGUAUCGCUGUAAAUACGGAAAGGCUCCUCAUCCUCGCCCUGACUAUAUAACUCCAGAACCCAAUGGCUGCAGCUCCUACUUCCUGGGAGUGCCUGUUCCUGAGGGAGUUGAUAUGGGAAUCCCGGCCAUGACCAAGUGCUGUAACCAGCUGGACACGUGCUAUGACACAUGUGGCUCCAAUAAGUAUCGCUGUGACUCCAAGUUUCGCUGGUGUCUACACGGAAUCUGCUCUGAACUCAAGAAGAGCCUUGGCUUUGUGUCAAGAGUCGAAGCAUGUGAAUCAGUUGCUGAUACCCUGUUUAACACCGUUUGGACUUUGGGCUGCAGGCCUUUCAUGAACAGCCAGCGGGCAGCAUGUAUCUGUCAAGGAGAGGAGCGAGACGAGCUUUAGAGAAUCUACCUCCCAUUCAGUCCUGUGGCGUAAUACAAUGCUACAUUAUACAAUGCAUUACUGUAUAUACACAGAAUAACAAUAUAACACAAUGUAGCACUACAACAUAACUCUCAGUCAGGUAAAUCACGAUAUCACAUUCUGUUAUAUUACAUGCUGUGCCAACAUAACACUGUAAUGGCACUGCAUAAAACAUGCAGCAUGCAGAUAUUAGAUCUUUACGCAUUCACACAAGAACUCACUCUGUGUUACACAUGGGGAACUCAUUUUAGGUGUAAAAAAUAUAUUUCCUCAUGAUAAUAUAUUACUGUGGUAAUAUAAAUUACGAUAUAAUUGUGAGAUGUAUACAUUAUGUACAAAGUAAAUACAACUACUUUUACCAUG
Messenger RNA from Conger conger (European conger), 1299 nucleotides. RefSeq names its product group XIIB secretory phospholipase A2-like protein. Lineage: Eukaryota; Metazoa; Chordata; Actinopteri; Anguilliformes; Congridae. The coding region runs from base 64 to 915 and encodes 283 amino acids. The transcript is spliced from 4 exons. Gene Ontology annotation, molecular function: calcium ion binding; A2-type glycerophospholipase activity. The record is from RefSeq and is a predicted model, not a curated record. Gene Ontology annotation, cellular component: extracellular region. Gene Ontology annotation, biological process: cholesterol homeostasis; triglyceride homeostasis; phospholipid metabolic process.